Myxocyprinus asiaticus (Chinese sucker) is the source of this 3310-nucleotide messenger RNA. RefSeq names its product forkhead box protein N2-like. Gene Ontology annotation, molecular function: cis-regulatory region sequence-specific DNA binding; DNA-binding transcription factor activity. NCBI's taxonomy places the organism in Eukaryota, Metazoa, Chordata, Actinopteri, Cypriniformes, Catostomidae. Gene Ontology annotation, cellular component: nucleus. The transcript has 6 exons. The record is from RefSeq and is a predicted model, not a curated record. The coding region runs from base 285 to 1505 and encodes 406 amino acids. Gene Ontology annotation, biological process: regulation of DNA-templated transcription.
UUUAAGCACAAAUGGAAAACUGAACAAUAUAUGAAAUGGAGUAGAAUGGCUUUACCGCUGCAGUAGUUGCCAGGGGGUGUCGAAGGGGAGGGGUUAUGAUUGGCUGAAGUGGGUCUGUUGCCUUGGCAACGGAAAAGGGGUUUGGUAGCGUUGCUGUGCGCAGCGCGGAUGGAGGAAGCAGCUGCUGAUCACACUCACUCAGUUUGAGGGAGAACGCUCGGAAUACUGAAGCGCUUCAUCAGAAACAACCGGAUCAUCAUCUUGCAUAAGACGUCCCUGAUUUAAUGGGUCCAAUCAUCGGGAUGUCGCCGGAUAAGAAAGCAGAAUCCCUAGGUGUGCUCGGGGAACGGGCGGGCCUGCGUGGAGUUUGUGGGACGAUACCUGAAGCCGAGUGUGCCUCCAGCCCCCUGGCCACCAGCCUGGAUCGUACCUCCAGCUCAGGAGACGAAGAACUUACCAACCUCAACUGGCUGCACGAGAAUCUUCUCCAGAACUUCACGCUGGGAGAACCCGAGGCCCAGUCCAGCCCCAGUCCACUCUUUGACAUCGAGGGCAACCACGGGAACUCCGUCAUCUCCUCGGCAACUUCUCGUGGAGAUUCCAUCAAGUCAAAGCCACCUUUCUCCUUCUCCCUGCUCAUAUACAUGGCCAUCGAACAGUCCCCCAGCAAGUCUCUGCCAGUGAAGGACAUCUACGGUUGGAUCCUGGAGCACUUUCCUUAUUUCUCUAGCGCCCCCACUGGCUGGAAGAACUCAGUGCGGCACAACCUGUCCCUCAACAAGUGCUUCCGCAAGGUCGAGAGGAGCCUUGGGAAGGUGAAUGGAAAGGGAUCUCUGUGGUGUGUGGACCCUGAAUACAGACCCAAUCUGAUUCAAGCUCUAAAGAAACAGCACUUUCCCACAGCCCACUCAUUCUGCACGCCCCCCGCCUCCCCACCCAGUGCCUUCUCCCCCGCACGACACCUCUUCCUCCAGGGCUGCUCUCUGAAAGAGUCUGAUAUUGAUGCUGCCACCGCUAUGAUGCUCUUAAACUCAGCCCCCGGACACCACAGUGACCCGUCUGACCCGGACAGCCCCAUUAACCUCUCUCGUCCAGACUCCGUCCUGGUGAGCAGCGACCCGAAGCAGGACCACAACUACAGCAGCGCAUCAUUCCAGCGGUGCUCGUCUCGCUCUUCCUCGUCAUCCUCUUCAUCGCUGUGCUCCAUGGAUGAUACGGGCUGCGAUUCGGGCCAGGGCCGCCGCGCUGGCAGCGAGGGUUUCCAUAGCGACGAGGACUCGGAGGAGGAGAGGAACCUGCGCCUGCUCAAGCUUCCCAUCUGUCGCCCGCUCACCGUCAAGUGCUCUAUUCCGGGUAAACGGACCCGUCACGAGUCCAAACCAGAACUGGAUGAGGAGCUAAAAGAAGCGGCUGGAUCACUCUUACAUCUGGCCGGGAUUCGAUCCGGUCUAGAUCUAUCAAAACGAAUGGCCAAGAGCAAAAAACAGGCAAAGCAUCGGAAAUAAAGCCGGAAAAAGCCUUUAUUUACCUUUUUACCCCUGGACUGUAAAUCAGUGACCGUGCCUCCUCAUUUUUUUGGUUCAUUAAAAUCUUACAAUCUCUUCCCCUUUUUUUUUUUAAACAGAGCUCAACAAUAAGGAUUUUUUCUGCUGCCCAAUUCAGGCCAGUAAUUCACAUUUGUACCUCCCUGGUAAUAUUUUUGUUUAUUUUGUAAUAUUAUACUUGAGACAUAAUAGCGAUUAUUUUUGUUUUGCAACAUUUUUUUGCACAUGUUAGAAAAUAAAUAAACACCCCUUGCUGACAAUAAGAUGGACUAAAUAGAAAAAGUCCCACACUGUCACAGCUUUUACAUUUUAAUUGGAGAAAAAUCGGUCAAAAACAUUCUUUGGGUUAUUUAAAAACCGUUUGAUCAACCGGCAUAUUUAAUGAAAAUAUAAACAAGUGUUACAAAGCUAAUCACAUAGAAGGUCAUGAACGAUUCUUACAAAACCUGUCAAGAAACUUUUGAAUUAAAUAAGAAAUAAAAUCUUUAUGGUCCAAUAAUGUAGGCUUACAGAAACAAAGAUUUGCAACUUUGCUACAACAGUGUGUAGGACUGUUUCUACUUUUUACAUUAGAUUUGUUCAAAAGAGAUAUACAUUAUAUUUUUCAUUAAACCUUUAGUUGUUCUUUACAACAAAACUUAGGUUUUUAAUUUGCAAUGAUAGCUGGAAAUUUUGUAGAUAUAAUAUAACUACCAUGGCACUUAUAAAUUCAUAAACACUUUUGCCGGAAACGGCAUACCGUGAUUUGUUGAUUAUUUUCAGUCCAUUCUAACUGAUGCUUCCAAACUAUCUUGGAUAGUUUAAUUAGGUUGGAAUAAACUUCCAAGCAAAUGGUUAUUGCAGUUUUGACUAAACAACCUCUAAAUAUGGUUUCCUUGACCUUUUAAAUCAGCAGCAUUCUCAACAACGUGUAUUACAUUGCAUAAAACCAAAUGUUUAAGUUUGCAAGGCAUAAAAACAGAUGAAUAUGAUCAGCAAAAGUAAGCUGUAGUGACAACGCAUCCUUAUCGUUGAGCCAUGUGACGUUUUUGGUUUUAUUCGAGAGAAUUUUCCUCCCUGACUCAAACCACGGCAAUAGCAACUCACACGGGGGAGAACGAAGCCAUACUGAGACUUCUGAGUGAAUAUGGAGAAACACACGUCAUCGUACCUAUCCCAAAACUUUGUGCUUCAAGAUGAAGGGUUUCUGUCUGGGGAGAAAAAAAUUCACUUAACGUUUGCAUGCUUCCUUUUUUAAAUGAGUGUACUACUCUUCCAAGUGAAUCUGUGGUAUUUAUACAUUGAAAGAGUGCAUGUCUAUGAUGUUUGAAGCACUAAACUCUCCUUUAUAAACACUCCAGAAGAAGAAGAAAGAGAAUUACAUCAAGAUUUCUUUUACUGAUUUAAGUACAUGACAAAGAAAUGCAAUAAUUAUCAUCAGGCGGCUGGCAUUAAGAUUUCUAUUUUCGUCAAAGGAACUGAAUAUUCGUUGGGUUUUCAUCAGUCUGAGUGGACGGCAUGAAGAGAGGAUAUGGAUGACAUUUUUUGGAUACCUCGCUAUUGGUGUUUGGCGAAUGCUUAUGGGAUGAAUCUCAUGAAAAUAUGUCCAGGUCACAUUGCACCCCCAAAAUCAACAGAAAAAAAGAGAAAAUAUAUUUUGCAUUAGGAAUAUGAAGCUUAUUUUUAGGACCUUAAGGAUUUUUGUCUGUGUGUGUGUGACUGUGACAUGAUUUCUACAUAUAUAUAUAUAUAUAUAUAUACACACACAUAUACAUAUAUAUAUAUAU